Molecule: messenger RNA, 929 nt
Organism: Camellia sinensis
Lineage: Eukaryota; Viridiplantae; Streptophyta; Magnoliopsida; Ericales; Theaceae
Source: RefSeq, a predicted model, not a curated record
GGUGAUCAAUUCCAGGGCUAAUAAAUUACUUUUUAUUUAUCAAAAAAUUAAAAAAAUUACUUUGUGGCAGGUUUAUUGUCCUGGAACUUCCCACCCAUGAGAAGCUUGUGCAGUAUCUCUGCCGGGUUUUCGUUGAAAAUAAAUAAACCCUUUGUCCAUCCUCUUUAUAAUAAAAUGCAGCAAUGUGCAGAUCAUUGGCAGUGAAAUGAGAUUAUGUCACACUGCUCUUGUGAUUAAAAUCUUCUUUUCUAUAUAUCGUGUACUCUUAGAUUGCCGAGUGGCAGAAGUAGGAAAAAGAAAAGGAAGGUAACAGAAGUAACUAGUGAGUAGUCCCUAUGAUUGUGUAAUCCCCUGCAACACGGGCAAUUACUGGGAUAAGUCCUUGGGGAUGGCACCAAGUAGGAUGGCAUGAAUGAUCUCCACUUCCCAUAAAAGUACUUCCUAUGUAAUCUUCCUUGGGGUUAUACAGAUUUUCAUAUGGUAGAAUGAUAACAAGGUAUGUUGCAACCAUUUUAAAGAUGUACUAUUUGUUAUGUGUUAGGGAACAAGGACAGUACAAGAACCCUGCAAAUUGUAGCAGAUGGAGGCGCCCGCCUGUUGAGGAGGUGCUAUCGAAAUUAGCCACUCAUUUUUUUAGGGUACAUUCAAGACUCUGCGUAGAUGAAGCUGAAUUAGCUGAACAUGUUGUAGGUUUGACUUGCAGCUUGGCCUCUUGCCAAUUCAGGUACUGUAUGGUCAACUUCAGUAAUUUGAAGGCCAAAAAUAUAGUGCGGAAAUGUAACUUUUCAUUUCUUUCUCCUUGUCUUUUGGUAUCCUAAAACUAUAUGGGUUCGUUUGGUUUGUAUUUCUGAAAAAUUUUUGGGAAAUUUUCUCUACAAAUAAGUUUUUAAAAGUAAUCAAACCAAACAAAUUUUUCCAAAAAAAUUUCU